UACAUUACUAACAUCUUUAUUAAGUUAUCGCAUCUCUGCUACGGACUGACCCUGCAGAAAAAAAUGAAUGUGUCUAAUGCUAUUAUAUAGGUUCGCAAAACAGCUUUAUACACUAAUAACUGCUAUAAAUUAUAACUAUGACUAUGACUAUGAACUAUAAACAAUGGACCGACUAUAAUACAUCGUUGACUAUACAACCUGUAGCCGUACAGGCAAAACAUCGUUCUGGGUAUGACCUAGAUAGGGUGAGGGAAGUAGGUGGAUGGGGUAUACAGAAUAAGUCGCGGUUCAUUAACAAUGAGAAGGAAUUUGAUAGACUAUCAAUUAUAAAGCCAGGGGAAACGCUGGAGCAAUGGAAGGCACGUGUAAUGGAAGAGGUCAAAAUCCUAAUAUCGCGGAAGAGUCAUAGCAUAUACCAUAGAUUCUGUCUACAUGCGAGCUCUGGUGACGUCGAGUCGGAUGCCAGUUAUUCUGAUUAUAAACGUCCUGAGACACACAGUAGCCGUGCGGUUAUCUGCUUUAAGUGCUGGGAAAUAUUCCGGCCUAAUGAUGAGACUUGUGGGAGGACAGCUAAAGACCUCAUGCAAGAACAUUGGGAAAAUGAAUGUGGCAGGAUUAGGAUUAACUACUGCGAUCCACUCGUACUCAAGAACUUCUUCAACUCCAUGCAUAAUGAUGGUUUGCGCAGAAGACGGCAAGUACAAUAAACCGGGGACUAUAUAUUCUAACUUUUUUACGACUGCCCAACCCGAGAGAGAGAGAGAGAGUACCAGAGUCAAGAGGCGGUCUGCAAGAUCGUGAACUUUUCUAAGUCCUGUUGGUUAAGUUCUUGCGCCGAGUUGGCAUCUUGUACACUGUGGUUGGACAUCACGGUCCCUGAUCCCAGUCCCGGUGGCAGGACAAAAAAGAGGGAUUC
Messenger RNA from Rhizophagus irregularis DAOM 181602=DAOM 197198, 916 nucleotides. RefSeq lists its product as uncharacterized. NCBI's taxonomy places the organism in Eukaryota, Fungi, Glomeromycota, Glomeromycetes, Glomerales, Glomeraceae. The record is from RefSeq and is a predicted model, not a curated record.